AUGUCAGCUUGUACCAAAAAUUCCGAAAGUGAGCUUGGCUCUGUCCCAGGGGAUGCCCGCACAACAAAGAGCCAAGUGCUCGAGACAGGGGCAGCUCUAGUCCAAGACUUCACUCCUGUCAAGCAAAUUUGCGCCCAUCUAAACGCAUUCCAUGUCUACGCCAACGACCCAACACGAUGCGUGGAAGCCAAUCAUUAUUGUACACAUUUGACCGAAGAUGUCCGCCAAUGCUUAAUCUACGAUUCGCCGGAUGCCAAAGCUCGCUUGAUCGGCGUCGAGUACAUGGUCUCACCACGCAUCUUCAAAACCCUUCCACCCGAAGAGCGCAAGUUAUGGCACACUCAUGAAUUUGAAGUUAAGAGCGGCAUGCUCAUCAUGCCAGCACCGGCAUCUAUGCCCGCUGCGGCAUGGGAUGCGGCGGAGACUGCGGAAAUGGAGGAUAUUGCGCCGAUCUAUGGAAAGACGUAUCAUUUCUGGCAGGUUGACCGUGGAGACGUGGUGCCUAUGGGACCACCGCAGUUGAUGGGGAGUUUCACCACGGAAGACAACGUUCGACAAGCAUGUCCAGGAGGACUGGAUGAGUUGCUUGGGGAGCGGGAUAGGAAGUAUGGGGUGGAUUAUAAGGCGAAGGCGAAGAAGCGGGAGGGUAUUGCGGAUGUUGAGAAGCAUCAAGAUGCAGACACAAUGUGGAAAUAG
Molecule: messenger RNA, 696 nt
Organism: Penicillium longicatenatum
Lineage: Eukaryota; Fungi; Ascomycota; Eurotiomycetes; Eurotiales; Aspergillaceae
Product: OBAP family protein
Exons: 3
Coding region: 1-696 (231 amino acids)
Source: RefSeq, a predicted model, not a curated record